This is a messenger RNA of Alternaria burnsii, 483 nucleotides long. RefSeq lists its product as uncharacterized. NCBI's taxonomy places the organism in Eukaryota, Fungi, Ascomycota, Dothideomycetes, Pleosporales, Pleosporaceae. The coding region runs from base 1 to 483 and encodes 160 amino acids. The record is from RefSeq and is a predicted model, not a curated record. The transcript has 4 exons.
AUGUCUGACUACACCGGCCCCGGCAUGUACGAGAUUCUCCCCAAACACGCUCCAGAAAUGAGCCUGAAUGUCUGGGGUGGUGCAACAACUGCUGGCACGCCCAUCAAGCUAUACCCGAGGACGAAGGAAGCCAAGAACACUCACUUUGAGAUUGUAUCGGCGGGGGGCUACUACGCUCAGCCUGAGAAAGGCGAUCGUGAAUAUCACAUCAUUUGCGCAAACUCUGGUUUGUACUUGUGCAUGAAUGAUUCUGGUGGCAAAAUCACCCAGGAAAUCCGCCCUCCCCUUGACAACGCCGUCCGCUGGAACAUUAGAUACACUGGAAACGGUACCUUUGCCAUCAACAACGUCAAUGGCCAGAAGAAGCAGCAGAUCAACGUUCGUGGCGCUGGCAAGGACAGCGGAACAGAAGUGAUCUCAUACGCCAUUACCGAUGGUGCUGAGAACGCCCAGUUUAUUCUCAAGGCUGUUGUGUACACUUGA